Molecule: messenger RNA, 558 nt
Organism: Effrenium voratum
Lineage: Eukaryota; Dinophyceae; Suessiales; Symbiodiniaceae
Source: the annotation of a GenBank genome assembly
GGCUCCUACUCGCUGAUCUCAGAGAGCGCGGAGACGACGCUUUGCGCAGUGCGCUGCAACAGCGCCGAGUGGGGGACGGCCGGUCCCCAUGGCUGCUGAGCUGCGCCGCCGGGCGGCUUCCGAACGCCCAAAGCCUGUGCAGCCAGGCGGAGGCAUUGCAGAUGGACCUUGCUAACGACAGGGACCGGGCCCAACGAGGGGCUUUGCUGCUCGCCGCGCGGGGUGGUCACGUGGAAGUGUGCAGCUGGUUGUUGGAGGCCCGCGCCUGCCAGGGCCUCCUCGAGCGGGACAGCUGCCUUUGGACGCCUUUGCACGCGGCAAGCGCGGAGGGGCACAAGGAAGCGGUGGCGUGGCUGCUGCAACAAGGUGCUGACCCGACGCUGCAAGACGAGGACGGCCACUCCCCGCGGAGCCUGGCCCAGCUGCGGGGCCACGGGGCCGUGGAGUCGCUGCUGAGACGGGCCAAGUGAAACGAAUUCGAACCGCCGGAUGAAUCGAUUGGAGGAUUGGUCCGCGGAAAGACGAAGAUUGUUCUUCGCCCUGUGGGCCCUGUGCCAA